AUGGACGACUAUACACCAUUGAGUUCUCCGACGUUCUCCUUAGGCGGCUCAUCAGUUGCAAGCUCGCUGGGCAGCCCGAGAGGCACGGGGAAGCUGCGGCGCAUCGCGUCUAUAUUUUCACGGCGCGAGCGGCAAGUGGCAUUGAAAGAUGUUGAACGUGCUAUGAGACGCGCUAAUAAAAGCCACGAAGUGGCUCAGAGCCAGCGCAAACAUCUAGGUGAAACACUGAUGCUUUGGGCGUCGCAAUCUUCUGAUGAGCGGUACCAGGAGAUUGCAUCUAAACUACAUGAAGUACUCGUUCCACUUUGGUCACUAGAUCCCGGUAUCAAUCAGCAGCUCAGUGACACGUUGGGCAAGAUUGACAACCUCAAAGGUGAAGAGGCGCAGAGAAACCGGCUACAAGAAGAGUUCUGCAUCGCGGAAAAGAUGUUUUAUCGAGGCAAGUGGAAGGGGUUUGCUGCUGUUGACUUGGAGCCCCUGGAGAGGUCAAUUCAAAUCCUCCGGGUUCAGGCUGAUGCUGCAGAUGUCAGAUACCGCCGAGCAAGCAGCCGAGUUCUGUAUUUGGCACUACAUAGCUUUCUUGUUCAAUGUGAAGAAGCAAGUGGAGCUCGGCAAGUAGCUUGCCAAACUGCUCUAGAACUUCUUCGUAAACAGAAUGAUGAUUUUGUGCAGCUGAGUCCCUUUACGCCCCAGCACUUUGACCACUCCCACUACCCGGAAUCACGAAUUGAGACUGACGAAGAUGAGGAUCGUGCGAAUGCCAAAGAGAGUAUUCUAGAACAGGUUAUGCGUGAAGACAACCUCAUGUGUCCUGAAUAUGCUAUGCCUUUUGCUAACUAA
Molecule: messenger RNA, 840 nt
Organism: Wickerhamiella sorbophila
Lineage: Eukaryota; Fungi; Ascomycota; Dipodascomycetes; Dipodascales; Trichomonascaceae
Exons: 1
Coding region: 1-840 (279 amino acids)
Source: RefSeq, a predicted model, not a curated record